AUGUUGCUGAUUAAGAUUCAGAACGAGUGCUCUGACUACGUGCUGUGUAACCCCAGGGUGUACACCUACAGCGGAAACUAUAACAAACCUCUGCCUGCCACUAUCGGCCCUUCCAAAUCUGGUGGGGCCCUGUUCACCAAGACCCCUAACACGGCCUGUGGAUCUGUUGGCGUCUUCACAUACGACCUCCAGAAUAAAUCCACAAAACGGUGCAGUAGAAAAGUGGCUGUGAUGUUCUCUAACCCAUACGACUUUAACCUGUACUCCAACUGGUUCGCAGUGGGCGUCUUUAACAAGAAUAAAAAAUGUGACUAUGAUCUUUACAGUGAGAUGUAUUACAAUGAAGAGAAAGGGUUUGUCCGAGGGGAAGCCAGAAAUCAUGCUCUCACCUAUACAAGUGAUGUGGUCAACAUCAUAGCCACCAUGUCUGACAGUUACAAACCUGUCAUCAAAGUCCAGCUGUGCAACAAAUAG
Monopterus albus (swamp eel) is the source of this 474-nucleotide messenger RNA. Its product is annotated as DELTA-sagatoxin-Srs1a-like. Gene Ontology annotation, biological process: monoatomic cation transport; cytolysis in another organism; pore complex assembly. The record is from RefSeq and is a predicted model, not a curated record. Gene Ontology annotation, cellular component: pore complex. The coding region runs from base 1 to 474 and encodes 157 amino acids. The transcript has 3 exons. Gene Ontology annotation, molecular function: channel activity. Lineage: Eukaryota; Metazoa; Chordata; Actinopteri; Synbranchiformes; Synbranchidae.